CGCUGUUUGUAUGAAUUCAAUUUUGGUAUUGCCAUUCUCCUUGCGAAUUCCAUUGAUAACUUGAUCCAAACAUAAAUAAAACUGUAUUAUUUGUACAUCUCACCUUUUAACAAUUUACCUUCUCCAAGCUUCACAUUUGGUUCUUCAAGGACUGUCAGAUAUAUCCAGUCCCAAAUUCAGACCUGAAACCUCUUUGAUAGUGUAUAUACCCAACGGUCUAUGGAUAGAUGAUCCCUCGUUUUCAAUUUCUUCCAAAGAGGAGCUUUAUAAGACCUAUUUCUCUUUUAUUUACUCCAAGUAAACGGUCGUUGUCCGGCGCUCCCGUAUUUGGUAAACCAGAGAAACCAAGGGACAGUAAAGCAGCCUUGUCUGUUUUAGAUAGCAUUCCCAGAGAACAAAUUAGAAAUUGGGCUGUUAUUGCACAUAUCGAUCAUGGAAAAUCGACUUUAAGCGAUUGUCUUUUAAAACUCACCGGCGUUAUUGAUAAGAACAAUGCCAAGAACCAAUUCUUGGAUAAGCUAGCUGUUGAAAGGAGGAGAGGAAUUACAGUAAAGGCUCAAACUUGUAGUAUGAUAUACCAUUAUCAGAAUAAGCCUUACUUGCUUAACCUGAUCGAUACGCCGGGUCACGUUGACUUCCGUGAAGAAGUAAUGCAUAGUCUAGCUGCUUGCGAAGGAUGUAUCUUGCUUGUGGACGCAUCUCAAGGAAUACAGGCUCAAACGCUUUCUAAUUUUUAUAUGGCUUUUGCUCAAAACCUUGUCGUUCUUCCAGUUCUUAAUAAAGUUGACUUACCAACGGCAGACGUUGAGAAGACAUUGAAUCAAAUUGAACAGACGUUUGAAUUGGAUGUAUCAGAUACGUUAUUUAUAUCUUCAAAGUCAGGAACAAAUGUUGAAAAAAUUUUACCAGAGAUUGUUCAUCGCUUUCCUCCUCCAGAAGGCGAUGAAUCGAAACCCCUACGAAGUCUUUUGAUUGACUGUUGGUACAAUAAUUACCAGGGAGUAAUUUCUCUAGUUAGGCUUAUGGACGGUACCCUAAAAAAAGGACAAAAACUAAUGAGUGUCAAUACAGGAAGAAAGUAUGAAGUUCAACAAGUCGGAAUUAUGUAUCCUGAUAUGACAGAAACAGCCGAGCUGCGGGCAGGACAAGUCGGAUAUGUCGUAUCAAACAUGAAAAAUAUAGAUGAGGCUAUUAUUGGAGAUACCUUUACUACUGUAGGACAAUCUGUCGAGCCUUUACCUGGCUUCUCGGUACCCAAACCCAUGGUUUUCGUGGGAGCCUUUCCUACAGACUCUUCUGAUUUUGAACGCUUAAAUGACUGUAUAGAGCAGUUGACUUUGAAUGAUCGCUCUAUUCACGUGGAAAAAGAAACGUCCUCUGCUUUGGGCAUGGGAUGGAGAUUAGGAUUUUUGGGGACUUUGCAUCUCUCAGUGUUUGUCGAGAGACUUCAAGAUGAGUACGAUCGGAAGCUCGUAAUUACCUCUCCAACAGUACCUUAUCUUAUUCGUGAUCAGGAUGGCAAAGAGGAAAUCAUAUCUAAUCCAAAUGUGUUUCCCUCCCGAAGGAUGAGACAUCAAGAGUUUUUUGAACCUAUAGUCGAAGCCACCAUUAUUAUUCCCUCCGAAUACUUAGGAGACGUUAUCAAGUUGUGUGAGUCCUGUCGAGGUAUUCAAGAAGAUUGUACCUUUCUUUCAGAAACUAGAUGCAUGCUGAAGUAUCACAUCCCUCUGGCACAUUUGGUGGAAGAUUUUUUUGGAAGAUUAAAGGGUCAAACCAGUGGUUAUGCUACUUUGGACUACGAAGAUGCUGGAUAUGCUCCAACAGACAUUGUGAAAUUAUCCGUUCAUGUUAAUGGUCAGUCGGUAGAUGCGCUAUGUACUGUUGUUCAUCGUUCCUUGGCCCUGAACCGAGGACGUGAAUGGAUCAACAGAUUACGCGAACUAUUACCAAAACAAUUGUACGAGGUAGCCAUUCAAGCUGUCGUAGAAAGCAAAGUACUAGCUCGACAAAACAUUGCGGCUUUACGGAAAAAUGUUACAGCUAAAUGUUAUGGUGGGGAUUGGACUCGAAAACAGAAACUACUAAACAAGCAGAAAGAGGGAAAGAGUCGUCUGCGACAGAGUAGCAACGUUUCAAUUGAUAAAUCGGUAUUUUACCAAUUUAUGAUGAAGAAAACAUCAAAUUAAUUAUAUCUAAAAAAUCAGUAGUUUCUGAGCCGAUCUGCCUAACAAAGCACAAUUUCGGCACACACCUUACUUACUACUCUUUGUACUUCUAGAAGCUUCUUAGAAGAUUUUACUUCUAAACCAGCUAUUGUAUAUAUUUCGUUGACCAAACAACCUUGCUUUAGGUAACUAAAUUUUUGUUUU
This is a messenger RNA of Schizosaccharomyces octosporus yFS286, 2369 nucleotides long. Its product is annotated as GTPase. The record is from RefSeq and is a predicted model, not a curated record. Lineage: Eukaryota; Fungi; Ascomycota; Schizosaccharomycetes; Schizosaccharomycetales; Schizosaccharomycetaceae. Gene Ontology annotation, cellular component: mitochondrion. The transcript is spliced from 3 exons. Gene Ontology annotation, molecular function: GTPase activity; mitochondrial ribosome binding; GTP binding. Bases 228 to 2186 code for a protein of 652 amino acids. Gene Ontology annotation, biological process: positive regulation of translation.